AUGAGUUUAGAAGACACUGUUGUCUUAAGUACAGUGUUAGACUUAAGAAGAAAUCUUUCAUUUGACAACGUUGGAAGUUUGGAUGAAAUCUACUUAGCUAAAUUAGCUGCAAUAAUGUUAGAAAAGUCAACGGAAUUGCAAUUUAGAAGUCGUUCUGAACAGAUUAAGGCAAUAGUCAAAAGGUUAGGAAUCAAGUUAGAGGAUUUAAAUACUGUACUUACAAGAAUUGAAAUUGAAAGAAGAAAACUAAGAAAAUACAUGACAUACAGAGGCAAAAUGAGAAGGAAGUUAAGAACAGUUGGAAGACCAAAACCUUAUUAUUUAUAUGAAUUGAACAAGGAAGUGGAUCAUAAAAGAAUGGAAUAUACUGUCGAUAUAAGUUCGCACUUUGACAAAGUUAGUGAGGAAGAUUUUAAAGUGACAAACGAUCAAAAGAAAACUAUAGAUGCAUCUACAGACGUAGGUGAAUUUGAAAACAGUACACAAGAAACGUCAUGUUUGAUGCAAAAUAGUUCAGAAAUGUUUGAGGAAGAAAAUGUAAAAUCAACAAAGCAAAGCAUAGAUGACGAAGAAAAUUCAGAAAUCAGUGAUAAGGUUAUUGAAGAUUAUUUUUCGAAUCCUGAAACGGCCCGUGAGUUACAAGAAUCUUUAUUGCGAAUGGAGAAAACAAUGGGGGAACCUUUUUCGAAAUCAUUUAGUACUACUGUAAAUCCAAUAACUCCUGUAAAGGUAAUGAAUUAA
Messenger RNA from Parnassius apollo (apollo), 741 nucleotides. NCBI's taxonomy places the organism in Eukaryota, Metazoa, Arthropoda, Insecta, Lepidoptera, Papilionidae. The record is from the annotation of a GenBank genome assembly.